GAUCCUUUUUUCUUGCCUCGGUUCCAGCCAGAUCCGUCCUUUUCGCACUACGUGAACAUGUCCAGUUCCAUCUUGUACAAAUUCCGUUCGGGUACUACCUUCGAAGCCUUGCCGCUGCCGGGCUCGGCAGCCCGCGUCUUGGACGUCAAAAAGGCGAUUGUCCGGCAAAAGAAACUCGAUCAGGGUGGGGCCUUGGAGUUUGAUCUCAGUCUCAAGGACGCCACGACGCAGCAAGAAUACCUCGACGAAAGCGAGAUUCUACCCAGAGGAACCCGACUCAUUGUCCAGCGUCUGCCUGCCGCCAAAGGACAAGGAUUCUUGGCACGCAUGGCCCGGAAUCCCUACGGCACGUACGACCCUCGCACCGCCAACCAGACGGCAACGUCAUCCACAACGCCCUACGGGGCUCCAUCCUCCACUACCGCCACGUCGGCGGUACCCGCAAACUUUUACACAAUUGACGGUCGCACCCAGGAUCAAGACGACGAAGAAUUCGUGCGUCCCGACGCGGCCGAACAAGAACUUGCCGCCUUACGAGCGGCUACGGACGCGGCCCGGGGGACUGCUGGGCCCUCUUUGGGUGUGGCGAGGACCAGUGGCGGACCCGCGGGACGGGGACCGCCGCCACCGGCACCAACCCGCGUCCCCCGUCCCAACUGGAACGCCCGACCCAACGCAGAUCCCGAAUUGCGUGAACAAGAAAAACUCGGACAACCCAAAAAACGAGCCACCGGAAUCCCUCGGACCUUUCAAGCCGUACAGCAACAGGAAGAAGGAUUGGGAUUGCAGACCAACGCAAUUGGCUUUGAGGAACUCAAAAAUAGAGGUGGGGGGUUGUCGGAACUUUCUUCGCAAAAUAAUCUCGAUUACGUGCUCAAGGUCACUGCCACGUCGAUUCCGGAUUAUCUACAGUGCGCAAUUUGUGGAGGCGUGGUACGCGACGCCAUGAUUCUACCCUGGGAUACGGAGGGUCGGACGACGUGUGAAACGUGUAUUCGGGACGCCUUGACCCAGAACGGCUUUCGGGAUCCUUUGACCGGAAUGGAAGGCGUCAGCCCGGACGAUUUGAUACCCAACUACGCCUUGCGCAAAGCCGCCGAUCAGUUCGUCAAAUCCGUCAUGGAAAAAAUGGACGAAAUCAAUAAACAGCAAGUAGAAGAUGACCAACCCGAGGUCGCGACUGACGAAACGAUUGGUGGGGCCGUGUUGGAAGGGGAGAGCGACGAAAAAGGCGUCCUGGUGUCGAAGAAGACGACGCUGACGAAAAAGACGGUAGAGGACGAUCCUUUUGGCGGCGACGACGACUUUGGAGGAGACGUUUUUGCCGUGGAGCCUGCGGAAAAUGUCGUCAAGGAAGAGGCACCCAAGGAACCCGUGAAGGAAGAGCCGACCGAGACGGAAGUAGCCACAAAGCCAGUAAAACGUGAGGUAGAACCAAAGGCCGAAGAAGAGAGAGAAAAUUUGACGGUAGCUACUGUUCAACCUCCAAACGUGAAAGUAGAGACGCAAGAAUCGCCCAACGAGAAACCUACGGAUCAUUCAAUCUCGCAUACUACCUCUCCAGCAUUGGAAAAGAGUCCAUCGGAUCGGCGUGAAAGCUGUCGACGUCGUGGACCACCGGUAGGGUACGCAAUGGGACCUGCUGGACAGUCUGCUACAGCAACUCAAGCUCGGAUAGACCCUCGAGACGCAUCGCCACGUGCUAGUCGCGGACGUAGUGGUAGGCAUUCGGGCGAUAAUCUGGAAGACGGAUCCCGCAGCGUCCCUCCCCAAGAUGAUCCCAACCUUUUGAUGCAUGUGCUAACCCCGGGAAUCCCCUCCAUUCUUUAUUGCAGCGCUACUCCGAAGAUGGGAGCGAUGGACGAGGCUCCAAACGCGGUCGUUCUGCUUCGUUCGAUCGUAACGAAUACCAAGAACACAACCGGUAUGGACGUGAUGAUUAUAAUAUUCGAGCUCGCGGGCGGGGUCGCGCCCCGGGACGGUAUCAAGGGAAUGGAAGCUAUCGCGGCGGGCGAGGUGGGUGGGAAGAUCGCGGGCGCGGUGGCUACCGUGGUGGAGGCGGUCGCGGAGGAGGAGGCCGCGGUAGAGGUGGACGAUACUAGAUAUACUAGUUGA
Molecule: messenger RNA, 2115 nt
Organism: Phaeodactylum tricornutum CCAP 1055/1
Lineage: Eukaryota; Bacillariophyta; Bacillariophyceae; Surirellales; Neidiaceae
Exons: 2
Coding region: 58-2115 (685 amino acids)
Biological process (GO): protein ubiquitination; mRNA processing; ubiquitin-dependent protein catabolic process
Cellular component (GO): nucleus
Molecular function (GO): zinc ion binding; ubiquitin protein ligase activity
Source: RefSeq, a predicted model, not a curated record